Molecule: messenger RNA, 961 nt
Organism: Drosophila serrata
Lineage: Eukaryota; Metazoa; Arthropoda; Insecta; Diptera; Drosophilidae
Gene: bonsai
Product: 28S ribosomal protein S15, mitochondrial
Biological process (GO): mitochondrial translation
Cellular component (GO): ribosome; mitochondrial small ribosomal subunit
Molecular function (GO): RNA binding; structural constituent of ribosome
Source: RefSeq, a predicted model, not a curated record
GUAAUUUUCCUUAUUUUGUGAUAUAACCUCGACGUCUUUCCGACAAAUAAACACAAUUUAAUGAAUAAACUAUUGAACGUAGCGCAGGCGGUGCCGCGCCAGUUUGUACGUGAAUACGCCUUCAAGUCCGACCUGAAGAUCAAAUGGGUGCGACCGGAAAAGAUCGCGUGCUUCAAGCCGGAGAAGAGCGGCGAUCUGAGCAAGCUGCCGCCGCUGAAUCCCAACGAGAUUCUGCCGGAAUUCAGGGACUGCAAGGAACUGGAAAAUGCCGAUGAUGCAGUCAAGUCUCAGUUUUUGUUGAGCAACAAUGCUAGUUACCUGACCACAAGGUUUUACCGCGAUGAGAUGGUAAAGGAAGUACAGAGGCAUGCUCAGGAUUUCGGAUCCAUGGAGGCCAAGUUGGCCAAGAUGACCGCGGUGAUUCGCCGCUACCAGGAGCACAUGGACUCGCAUCCGCGGGACAAGAUGAUCAAGGUGCGACUUAAGGAGCUGAUCGACAAGCGGAAAAAGUUCCUCAAAUACCUCAGACGCUGGGACUAUCCCCGCUUUGAGUGGAUUCUCGAGAGGCUCGACCUGGUGUACAAGCCGCCUCCAACACAUUUCCAUUGGAUCACGCGCAAGGAGUCGUUGCAGAAGUUGACCGACACCUACUGCGAAAACCUGAAGGAGGAGCGUUUAGAGGUCUACCACAAGCAAUUGCAGGCCCAGCAGAUACCCUUCCUGGAGGAGGCCAUUAAGAAGAUGCAGUUUGUGCGACAGGAACAGAUAUCCUGCGACGUGCCCGUGACAGUGACCGAAGAGCACAUCGCGGACUCGAAGAGGCAGCUGGCCCAGCUCAAGGAGCUGCGACAGGCGGAGGAAGCCGCCAGCAGCCAGAAACAAAACGAGGAUGGCUUCCAUUAGGCCCGAUUCUUUAACGUUACGGAGUCUUACAAUAAAUGUAAAUGCUGAUGUUCUUAAA